GCCGUAACAAGUAAAAUCCAUAGAGAUAUGGCAACAAGCUUUUAGCGCCGCUAUAAGAAAACUGGUCAUAGAAAUUAUAUGUACUCUCUCUCACGGUGCUUAGCUCGUGAAAGGAUGUGGAAAAGCAGAGUCCAUCGUCGGCAACAAACGUUGCUUGCUAUCAUCAGACACUACUCUCGGAUUUCUCCACCACCACCCGCUUAUGCCGACCCGGUAAUCCGGGUCUCCAAAACCAACAUAGCCCAUCUGGGCGGUCCAAAGAAGGGCCCAAAGCCUCGGCAGCUCCUAUCUCUGCCUCCCUUUCCUGGCCACCCUUUGCCCGGCAAGAACUCGGGCAGUGGUAAGCCCGGUCGAGUCACCGCCAUCAGUUGGGUCAAGUAUUACUUCGAUGAGAUUGCCGACCCUGUGAUUCAGUCCCAUUUCAACAAAGGCCUUGUCCAGAUGGCAUGCCCAAGUUCGGAAGACUCCUAUGUUGACAAGGAGCAAAUGAAGCCCAUGAGAAAGAUUCGGCCUAAUGAGGUCAUGGAGGCUGGGGCACGAGUUUAUAUACCUGUAUCUGUUGCGGAGACAAGGAUUUCCAAGAGAUAUGACACUAUACCAAGUGGGACACUAUAUCCAAAUGCUGAUGAGAUACAGUACUUGCAAAGGCUUGUCAAGUACAAGGACUCAGCUAUAAUGGUGCUAAAUAAGCCCCCAAGAGUGCCAGUCAAGGGGAAUCUGCCAGUUCAUAACAGCAUGGAUGCUUUGGCAGCUGCAGCUUUGUCUUACGAUUAUGAUGAGGGCCCUAAGUUGGUUCAUCGACUCGACCGAGAGAGCAGCGGCCUCCUCUUGAUGGGGAGAACAAAAGAAAGUGUAGAUCAUCUUCAGUGGUUAUUUAGUGACAUAAAUAAAGGAAAUCCCUCCUGCAAGGCUUGGAAUGAUGCAUGUCAAGCAACAUAUCGGAGGUAUUGGGCUUUGGUCAUAGGCUCUCCCAGGGAAACUUCUCAAGAGGCAAUAACUGAAUUUCGGGUUCUUGGUCCUAUGAUAAGUGGAUGCUCGUGGAUUGAACUACGACCAGUUACUAGUCGGAAGCAUCAGCUCUGUGUCCAUUGUGCCGAAGCUCUUGGCACUCCAAUUGUGGGUGACUUCAAGUAUGGUUGGUUUGUUCACCAGAGAUGGAAGCAAAUGCCUAGGGUUGAUAUUGAGCCAACAACUGGUCAACCGUACAAGUUGCAAAGGCCAGAAGGUCUGGAUGUUCAGAAAGGAAGUGUUUUAUCUAAGGUCACUUUGUUACAUCUUCACUGUAGGGAGCUUGUACUUCCCAACAUCUCCAAGUUCCUUCAAGUUUUGGAUCAAAAGUCAGAAAACCUGCAUCCGGCGGUUAGCUCGAAGCCAGAUCUACUUCGGUUUGUGGGAUUGAUGCCUUCCCACAUGAAAAUUAGUUGGAAUCUUAUGUCCUCCUAUUUGGUAUAAGAAUGCAGGAAAGUUUGUGUUCUGUAGAGCCCGAUUCAUGUUGCUGUAGAUCAAUUUUGGGGGUGCAGUUUAACAUUUAUUCUAAUUUUAUCGGUUAAUAUUAUGAAUUUUAGUAUAUCAUGUUUUA
Molecule: messenger RNA, 1579 nt
Organism: Alnus glutinosa
Lineage: Eukaryota; Viridiplantae; Streptophyta; Magnoliopsida; Fagales; Betulaceae
Product: RNA pseudouridine synthase 3, mitochondrial-like
Exons: 8
Coding region: 79-1452 (457 amino acids)
Biological process (GO): pseudouridine synthesis
Molecular function (GO): RNA binding; pseudouridine synthase activity
Source: RefSeq, a predicted model, not a curated record